Molecule: messenger RNA, 2461 nt
Organism: Cajanus cajan (pigeon pea)
Lineage: Eukaryota; Viridiplantae; Streptophyta; Magnoliopsida; Fabales; Fabaceae
Source: RefSeq, a predicted model, not a curated record
UUGUAAGAGAGAAGCCAGGACUGUCCAAUAUUCUAAACUUUGUGAACUUCAAGACAGGUUUAUCCUUGGUGCUUAGGGCUUAUAACCCGGGACACGAACCAUUUGGGGGGAUAUUAGAGAUUUUGACAUUUGAAACAAUGUUAUUGUUGACCACAUUACGAAAGCAACAACUGAAGGCCACUUAAAGGAGUUGCUUUGCUUAGUGGUGGAGUCCUCUGAAGCUCACUUUGGAGCCACCACAAAGAAAAUAUGCUGCUAUGUCCCAAAGAAGAAGCACUUGUUAAACUCUUCUACAAUGUCUCAACCCCUUUUCAGCUUCUCUUCCUUAUUCUCUUCUCCUCUGCCAUUUUUCUUGUCACCUUCUUAACCUUCACUGGCAGAUUUCCCUUAAUCCAAAGGGAUGAUCAACAAUAUGAAUACGUGUAUACUGAGGAUGAGGAAGAAGAAGAAACUCAAGAAGGGUAUUCUUGUGUGGAUUCUUCUGAGGGAGAAAACAUCACCUGUGGUAGGGAAAAUCUUGUGUUUCUGCACAACGAGGAGACUCAUUCUUAUUCUGAAGAAUUCAUAAGCCCCGAGGAGAGCUUGAAUGAAGAGUCAGAAGAAAAGCGUUAUUCUGAAACUUCGUCUCUCCAUAACUCCCCACAAGUUUCAGACUUCGAAAGUGAAGAGGCAGAAACGGUUGGACAAGACUUUCCAGCAAGAGAUGCUGAUUCUGUUCUUAAUUCUGCCCAAGUUGAAAGCAGGACCACCUCCCCCAUCAACCUCAACGCCUACAAAAGAAACAAAAACCGUGACGACGAUCAUGUUAGCGUUGAAAUUAUUAAAAAUAAGAAGGUGCAAGAGGCAAACCUCGGAAGGGAUGAGAGAUUCUUUGUGUUUGCUUCAACACAGUUGCAUAGCAAGAAGUUAAUGGUUGAAGAGAAGGAUGAUGAGUCCUCUAAGUGGAGGAGCUCCAUCAAUUGCAGGGAUUCCGAGACUGAAAAUGACGCAUUUUCUUCCUCAUCCAGAAGAAGUUGCCCCAAGUGGGAAUCAUACACGUUGUUCCAAAAAUAUGAUGAAGAAAUGGCAAUCUUAGACAGAAUUAGUGCACAGAAACUUCAUGAAACUGAGUCGUUAAGGUCCAUCCAAAUGUCUCCAAGAUCAAUGUCAGAGCGUAUUGUGUACAAGUUCCAAACUACGAAUAAAAAAGCCGCUGAUGUUGGCCACAAUCCAUAUCGUGAACUAGAAGCUGCAUAUGUUGCACAAAUUUGCUUAACAUGGGAAGCCCUUAGUUGGAACUACAAAAAUUUUCGUUCCAAACAUGCCUCACGCCAGGAUCAUGAUACCGGUUGUUCUGCCACCAUUGCGCAGCAAUUCCAGCAAUUUCAGGUUUUGUUACAGCGAUACAUUGAGAACGAGCCUUUUGAGCAUGGCAGGAGACCUGAGAUCUAUGCUAGAAUGAGGCUUUUGGCACCAAAAUUGCUCCUAGUGCCAGAAUAUCAAGAUUUAGAGGAGGAUCAGAAGGAUGGUGGUUUUCAAUGCAAAAUAUCAUCAGCUUCAUUUCUAAAGAUUAUGGAGGACGGGAUCAAGACAUUCAUGAAUUUUCUAAAGAAUGAUAAAGAGAAACCCUGUCAGAUCCUUGCAGCCUACUUCAGGAGAAACCAAAGAGGCACGGUUGAUCCAACACUACUCAGACUAAUGAAGAAGGUUAAUCAAAAGAAGAGGGUGAAGGUUAAGGAUCUCAGCCAUCCAGGCACAUGCUUGAGGAAGAGAAAGAUAAAGGUGGAAAAGAAUAUGGAUAUUUUGAUGGCUCUCAUAGACCUAAAAGUGGUGUCAAGGGUUUUAAGAAUGAAUGACUUGAGUGAAGAGCAAUUGCACUGGUGUGAGGAGAAGAUGAGCAAAGUGAGAAUCAUGGAAGGGAAACUUCAAAGAGAUUAUUCCACCCCACUAUUCUUCCCCUCACAUUAACCCCACCAGAUUGUAUAAUUUGGUGACUAGAUAACUGCACAAGAGGAACAUGCGUAGCAUAGCACUCUUCUGUAAUGUUAGAUUAAAGAAAAUGAACCGACCCUACAAAUCAAAAUAACAAACAUGUGGAAAGCAUGGACUGUGUAGCCUGAAAUUCAAAGAAAGAGAGACACAGAUGAAUGUUUAUUUUGUUGAUUCAUUUAGAAGGUAAAAGACCAGAGCCAAAUCAAGUAUCUAGGUUUGAUUUGAGCUGAACCAAAAGAAGAAUGGACAAGGCUGCCACACAUGAAGUUAAAUUUUUUUUUUUUUGGUGAACACACAUGAGGUUGAAUAAAACCAGUCUUAGGAAGAAACAAAUAGAGAAAAUAAUACUGAACCAAUGACAGGCAUAACUGUCUACAGGUUAUAAUUACACUUGUAAAAUUAAAUUUACAGCAGCAUACAAUAAGAAUUUUUAGAAGAAUAUACAUAUUCAAAGUUGUAUAUUGACAUCUACAUGCAGGUUCCAGUUGAC